CCUCGCGACCGCGCGUGCGUCGCGUCCCCGUCUACGUCAGAGGCGCCACUGGACGCGGCUGCCCACUCGCCGUCUGGCAGCCGAGGCCCGCACAGUAGCAGCGCCGCCAUGGCAGCACCACGCGCCGCGCUCCUCGUCCUCGCCGCAGUACUGCUCUGCGCUGUCGUCGCUGCACCGUCAGGCACCAAGCUGACGAAGGAGCAGCUGCGCGCCAUGUUCAUGAAGAACCUGCGCCGCUUCCGGUCGUUCCCGUGCCGGGAACCGCAGAGGCGCUCCGUGAUGGUGGGCGACCUGCUGCUGCGCAAGGGCGAGCUGUCCCCCAGCCAGACGAUCGCGCCGCCGGCCACGGUGCUGCACCUCUGCGGGCCCUCCACCGGCUGCUGCUACAGCUCCGACACGGUGUGUGCGCCGCUGGAAAACCAGACGGUGACUCUGCCGUUCCGAGUGCAGGACACCCUGCAGGGCUCCGACUUCAGCGACAUGUCCAUCAACUUCGUCAACCACACGCGCUGCGGCUGCGUGUCCAGGACUGAGGCCCGUGACACGGAGGAAGUCGUCUGGGAGACCAACAGCGUCGCUUGACUCGCUCCGGGGGCGAAGCCCGCGUCGACACGCAGUGCCGGUCUGCGACACGGUAGCCGA
Molecule: messenger RNA, 642 nt
Organism: Schistocerca piceifrons (Central American locust)
Lineage: Eukaryota; Metazoa; Arthropoda; Insecta; Orthoptera; Acrididae
Exons: 3
Coding region: 109-582 (157 amino acids)
Biological process (GO): hemocyte migration
Cellular component (GO): membrane
Molecular function (GO): growth factor activity
Source: RefSeq, a predicted model, not a curated record